UGUUGUUUUACUAGGUUUUUGACGACUUUUAUUCUCUAAACCUAUGUCGUCUGGCCCAAGCGGAUCUGAUGUCGGUAUGGGUGCUGCGUCUCCACCAGCAGCCGGGAGAGUAUCAGUAAGCAGGUAUCUGUGCUGCCUUUUUUGCUGCCCACCGUUUCCAUCAUCAAUUGUAUCAAAACUAGCAUUCAUGCCACCCGAGUCAAGUUACUCUAUCACCGAGAAUAAAAGGUUGCAUCUUCUUGACGGCCGCGCAGAAUGGCCGCAUGACCCCGAACAUCUGAAUACAAACGUAGAGAUGUUCGUUGCCAGAACUAGGAGACGAAAUCGGAUUUCCUGUGUUUACGUGCGACCUGUCCCAAACGCAUAUUUCACAUUACUCUUCUCGCAUGGGAAUGCUGUCGAUAUCGGCCAGAUGUCGUCAUUUUACUGGGGACUAGGACAUCGCCUUGGAUGCAAUGUCUUCAGUUAUGAUUACUCCGGUUAUGGGUGUUCGACGGGCAGACCAUCGGAAAAGAAUUUGUAUGCUGAUAUAGCAUGCGCAUUCGAAACGUUGAAAGGAUUGGGUGUGCCAGCUGACCGCAUAAUUCUGUACGGGCAAUCGAUAGGUACAGUCCCAAGCGUAGAUUUAGCAAGCCGAGAAGAGGUAGCUGCACUAAUUUUGCACUCUCCGUUGAUGAGCGGCAUGCGCGUAGCUUUUCCUGGAACACAGCGCACCUGGUGUUGUGACGCAUUCCCAUCUAUAGAGAAGGUUCCUCGAGUAAAAUGCCCUACUCUUGUGAUUCAUGGAACAGAUGACGAAGUGAUUGAUUUCUCACAUGGUGUUUCGAUAUACGAACGAUGUCCGGCAUCUGUUGAACCUUUGUGGGUGUCAGGUGCUGGUCAUAACGAUGUAGAGCUUCAUGCUGCUUACCUAGAGCGUCUACGAAAUUUCAUCGAAUGCGAAGCUCGGCGUUCUAAGGACGACAUUGGUGUUCGUGUUUAGGUUUGUUUCUUCCACAUUUAAGCUCUUCUAUGUGUUGUACCGCAUUCAUUCUGUGAUACGCUGGUAUUAUAUCUCUGAAAACUUCAUCGUUCUGAAUCAUAUCUAUUUUCCUUUGGCUAUCGAGAUAUCGUUUGGCAGGCUAUGUCCAAAGUUUUAUCCACUUGUACGCCAAUUUCAUAUUUCAUUUUAAACCGAUCUGAUGAGCUUCUGUCUCAUGUGAAACGAUCUAAAACAUAGAUUGUAGUAUUGGCAGUGUUCUUUCAUUCCCAACAUUAUCUCCAGAGUUUCACAUAUUUUCUCUUCAUUCUAUUUGCUUCUCAUCCAAAUUUCAUCAAGCCUCAUUUGAGCACUUUCUUUCCAUUUAGGGUCUCUCCUAACUUCUCACAGCUGGUUCUUGCUUUCCCUACUUUCAUGAACUUUACCUUGAUUUACGUGUGUAACUAUCAUCUUGUUUGGUGUUGUUCGCCAGUUCUUGUAGGAAACCAGAUACGGUUACUGUCAAGUGCAAGAUCUAGCCUCAUAUUGCAGGUUCUCGAAGCAUAGCCACAAUUUGCACAAUAGUAUUUUAUCGUUGAAAUGGUAAUCAUUAAAAAUUCUUUU
Molecule: messenger RNA, 1582 nt
Organism: Cylicocyclus nassatus
Lineage: Eukaryota; Metazoa; Nematoda; Chromadorea; Rhabditida; Strongylidae
Source: the annotation of a GenBank genome assembly